This is a messenger RNA of Vespa crabro (European hornet), 2000 nucleotides long. RefSeq names its product probable serine incorporator (gene TMS1). NCBI's taxonomy places the organism in Eukaryota, Metazoa, Arthropoda, Insecta, Hymenoptera, Vespidae. Gene Ontology annotation, cellular component: membrane. The coding region runs from base 116 to 1507 and encodes 463 amino acids. The transcript has 11 exons. The record is from RefSeq and is a predicted model, not a curated record.
CCGAUAACUUUUUCCAUAGUAUAUAUAUAUAUGAUCAAUUUUAUACUAAUUUAAUAAUAUAUUUUACUUUGUUAAUCUCUUAUUUAUUGUGUAAAAAAAGUAAGAAAGUUUCAUCAUGGGUCUCGUUUGUUCCACAGCGCAGCUUGCCUGCCUGUGUGGCAGUACAGCCUGCAGUUUCUGUUGUUCUCAAUGUCCCACUUGCCGUAACAGCACUAGUACUCGCAUUAUGUAUGCUAUGUUAUUAAUGCUGGGUACUAUAGCUGCAUGUAUUACUAUGGCACCUGGUUUACAAGAUGCUCUUAAAAAGGUUCCAUUUUGUGCUAAUAGCACAAAUUAUGUACCAUCUUCAUUUACUGUAGAUUGUGAAUCAGCAGUUGGUUAUUUAGCUGUAUAUAGAAUAUGCUUUAUUCUUGCAUUAUACUUUUUCAUGAUGUCAGCCAUUAUGAUAAGAGUUAGAAGUUCGAAAGAUCCACGGGCACCUAUACAAAAUGGAUUUUGGGCUAUUAAAUAUCUUCUAAUAAUUGGUGGAAUAAUUGGGGCUUUCUUUAUUCCUGAAAAAUCAUUUGGUUCAACCUGGAUGUAUUUUGGAAUGAUUGGAGGUUUCUUUUUUAUUAUUAUACAAUUAAUACUCAUUGUUGAUUUUGCACAUUCCUGGGCAGAUGCCUGGGUGGGUAAUUAUGAAGAUACUGAAUCAAAAAGUUGGUAUGCAGCACUUAUGGGAGUUACUCUAUUUAAUUAUGCUGUUGCUAUCACCGGUGUAGUAUUACUUUAUGUAUAUUUCACUCAUCCCUAUGAUUGUGCACUUAACAAAUUCUUUAUUUCUUUUAACCUUAUUUUGUGCGUCAUUAUCAGCAUUAUUUCUAUUCUUCCAAGUGUACAAAAAUAUCAGCCACAUUCUGGUUUACUUCAGCCAUCUAUAGUUUCAUUGUAUGUCGUUUAUUUAACAUGGAGCGGAGUUUCUAAUAGCCCAGAUCAUAUUUGUAAUCCUGGAUUCUUUGGAAUAAUCUCCAAUGAUACACAUGCCAAAAAUCGUGUUGCUUUUGACAAGGAAAGUAUAAUUGGUCUCAUAAUAUGGUUCAGUUGUGUUUUGUACAGUUCUCUACGUACAGCAUCAAAAUCAUCUAAGAUUACCAUGUCUGACAACGUUUUAGUUAGAGAUAAUGGAGCUGUCAGGAAUGCUGGAGACCAGUAUCUUAUCGACAAUGAAGACUAUACUGCAGUAGAAGGUCGCAAUGGUGAUUCAGAAAAUGGUGAAGCUAAAGUAUGGGACAAUGAAGAAGAGACUGUAGCAUACAAUUGGAGCUUCUUCCACUUAAUGUUUGCUCUUGCUACUUUAUAUGUGAUGAUGACUCUUACCAAUUGGUAUGAACCAAAUUCAAACUUGGACACCCUGAAUUCUAAUGUUGCAUCAAUGUGGGUAAAAAUUAUUUCUUCGUGGUUAUGUAUGACCCUUUAUGUUUGGUCUCUGGUAGCACCAAUACUCUUCCCAAACAGAGAGUUCUCAUAAAUUGGAGAUUUUUUCGAGAAAAAAGAAAUAAGAUCUUAUUAAACAGUUAAAAAUCUAUCCUGAAUUAUGUUCAUAUUACGACUUACCUAAUGAGAAUUACACGCAAGUAUUAUCGUACAUACGCAUUCUCAGAUUGUUUGGAAUAUCAUGAUAUGUAUAAUAUGAAAUUUUUAUCUCUACGAUAAUAAUUUUUUAUGUAAGUAAUGUAGAUUGAUAUCUUGCAGAACAUAGUUUUAUAAAGUAUUAUAAUAUUCUGUAAGUACUAAAAAAACAAAAUUUUAUAUAUAUAUAUAUAAAAUUAAAAUUUUAUAUAUAUAUAAAAAACUAGCGAGCGAACUUGUGAAGAUUGCAUUUAUUUGGAAUUAAAUGCCAUUGCUCGAUAAUAUCGAUAGUAUAAAGGUAAAAUCAAGAGUGUUGGAAAGUUUAGGAUUUUAUAUAUACAUAUACAUAUUUGUAAUAUUUUCUAUUAAUUAUAUAAUAUGUCACAUGAAAA